AUGAGUUCUCAUAUGGAAGGAGGUUCCACUACUCGCCCACCGCUGCUCACGGGAACCAACUACUCCUAUUGGAAAACUAAGAUGAAGAUGUUGAUAAAGUCAAUGGAUGAAGAUGCAUGGCGAACAGUGUUAACUGGAUGGAAGCGACCCGUUGCCACAUAUGAGAAAGGGAAUGAAAUUGAGAAGCAUGAGAAAGACUGGAGCAAAGCCGAACAAAUUGCAGCAAAUAUGAAUUCCGAAGCAUUGAAUGCUAUAUUCAAUGGAAUUGAUAUCAAUCAAUUCAAGAUAAUAUCGGCGUGUGAGUGUGCUAAAGAAGCAUGGGAGAAACUCCAAACAGCUUACGAGGGAACUGCUUCAGUCACACUAUCCAAACUUCAAAUGCUUUCCACCCGGUUUGAAGAUCUUCGUAUGGAAGAAAAUGAGACCGUGAGCGAGUUUAACUCCAUAUUAUGUGAAAUAUCAAAUGAAGCUCAUGGCCUCGGUGAAACUUAUCCUGAAGUUAAACUUGUACGAAAAGUGCUCAGAUCCAUGCCAGACCGAUUCGCGUACAAGAUCACUGCCAUAGACGAAGCAAGUGAUGUGGACUCAUUGCGACUUGAGGAUCUGAUUGGAAAUCUACAAACUUUUGAAAACAAGUUGAACAUCAGCAGAAUGGACAAGGAGAUGAAAAUUGCUCUGCAAACUGUAUCGGACACCACAACAUCUGUGCCUACUGUUCCUAUGACAGCACUUGAAGUCAAGCUCACAAAAUCCAUGUCCUUAAUAGCAAAAAACUUCGGAAAAUUCAUCAACAGAAAUGGACAUCCUACAAACUCUGAGAGAAAACCCAGGACUUCUACAGAUGAGCCAGAAGUCAAGAAGGGAAUUCGAUGUAGAGAGUGUCAUGGUUAUGGUCAUAUCCAAGCAGAAUGUGCUAACACUCUGAAAAAACAAAGAAAAUCACUUGCCACAACUUGGAGUGAUGACAACUCAGAGUCUGGUGAUGAGAGUGAAGCUAGUGACGAUGAUACAAACAAUGAUUUAUGUGGAACUUGCAGAAUCACAGAAGACACACUCGAAGACAUCACGUGCACAGAACCGCCACAUCUCAGAUAUGUCACACAUGAAAAUGAAAAUUACGAAAAUCUAAAUAUACAUUUUCUGUCCACAGGGAGUGACGAAUCAGAAGAUGAAGGUGAAGAGUCCAUCCAACAAAUUCAAAAACAAUUGGAUGAUCUCCUGAAGCAAUGUCAUGAAGUUAGUAAUGAAAAUAAACUCCUGAAAGAAAGAAUCAAAGAACAAGAGGAAGAAACCAAAGGAGUUAUCACAAAACUGAAUGACAAGAUUGAUGAACUUGAGAUGGAGAUUGAAUUCUUUGAAGUGGACUAUGAUGGUGAAAGAGCAAAAAGAAUCAGGAAAAAUCUUUUUCCAAAAAUGCAUGCUGAUGAUCACCAAGAUGUUUCACCGCCUGUUAGCACAAUGUUCGAGGCUUCUGUCACUAAGAUAAAUUGCACUGCAUUUCUUCCCUCAAAUAGAUUAGAUGAAAUCAUAAAUGCUCAUCCUUCUAAUUCCAAAAGAAUUGGUGGAUGCUCCAAACAUAUGACAGGUGAAAGGAAUUUCUUGUCAAAUCUGCAUAACAUGUCUAGUGGACAGGUUACUUUUGGAGAUGGAAAUAAGGCUUAUGUAAAAGGAAAAUGGGACUUGAAUGUUGGAGGAUUGCCAAACUUGAACAAUGUUCUGUAUGUGGAAGGUUUGAAAUCAAAUCUUCUGAGUGUAAGUCAGUUGUGUGACCUAUACGACUCUGUAUUGUUCACAAAGCGAUGCGUGAAAGGGGUACCACAACUGAAGACUGACACACCUGAGUCAUGUGGUGACUGUCCUCUGGGAAAACAAGUACGGACAUCUCACAAGAACACAGAUCAUGCAGGGACUAGUAGGACCUUGGAACUCAUUCACAUGGAUUUAAUGGGACCAAUGCAAACCGAGAGCAUUGGUGGAAAAAGCACCAAAGACACCACAGCAGAAUGGUGUGGUAGAAAGAAAGAACAAAACUCUCCAAGAAAUGACUCGCGUAAUGCUCAUCUCAGCAAGAGUGGCCACAAAGUUCUAGGCUGA
Molecule: messenger RNA, 2094 nt
Organism: Erythranthe guttata (spotted monkey flower)
Lineage: Eukaryota; Viridiplantae; Streptophyta; Magnoliopsida; Lamiales; Phrymaceae
Source: RefSeq, a predicted model, not a curated record